Necator americanus (New World hookworm) is the source of this 507-nucleotide messenger RNA. RefSeq lists its product as uncharacterized. The transcript has 4 exons. The record is from RefSeq and is a predicted model, not a curated record. NCBI's taxonomy places the organism in Eukaryota, Metazoa, Nematoda, Chromadorea, Rhabditida, Ancylostomatidae. The coding region runs from base 1 to 507 and encodes 168 amino acids.
AUGGAGAUAGUAGUGGAAGACGAUGUUGAGAACGAGGAGGAGGUCGGAAGAAGCUCGACGGAUCUAGAGGACUGCCACAGAGACAUUUUCCAAAGAAUGGAAAUGGAAUACGCGUCAGCCCGCGAGUCUCUCUUCAAAGUGAUGAGAAACCCAACGGAAGGCACGCGAAUGGGAAAUGUUGAAGAGAGUGAGAAUAAUGUUCGCCUGGCUCGCCGUCCAGAGGUGCCUCCGAUCGGCUGUCCUCAAACGCUAACUCCUAUACGGAAGCUGCACAAGCGCGCACAUCUACGCAAAGAAGAACAGGCUAAACGAAAGCCAACGCUGGAUAUCCCGGACUGCGCGCAAGAUGAGAGGGGCGCGUGUGCUGUAUGCCUUCGUAUGCAGCCAAACACAAACAGUACACACAAUCAAAUUUCUUGGAUGCAUACUGAAUGCAUCAGCAACGUUUGCCCUCGAGAGAUAGUACCGACCUGGAAAGGAAUGAUGUGUAGGAUGACAGAGAUGUAA